Messenger RNA from Aspergillus nomiae NRRL 13137, 816 nucleotides. RefSeq lists its product as uncharacterized. The record is from RefSeq and is a predicted model, not a curated record. Bases 1 to 816 code for a protein of 271 amino acids. Lineage: Eukaryota; Fungi; Ascomycota; Eurotiomycetes; Eurotiales; Aspergillaceae. The transcript has 2 exons.
AUGCCCCCCACCAAGCACCUCCCCAACGGCACCUACCCCUACAACCACAACAACAGAAACAGCACAUCAACAUCCAGCUUCACGACCUCCAUAUCCACCAAUUCGCUCACCUCAAAGCUGGACACCAACAUCAACCACCACAGAAGAUGUCUCGACCGAGACUGCGCAAUCAUGCUGGGGAGCUCAACGAGGGGAGAAAUCUGUCUGAAGACGAGGAAGACGGGAGAACGACGGAGGACGAUUAUGCGGCGUGGUGUUGGGCGUUUAGUGAGGGGCGGACGGGGGGGGACUUAUUCUCAUGGCUAUGAGUAUGAUCAUGAGUAUGGGUAUGCAUCUUAUGGUGAACAUGGUCCUGGUCCUGGUCCUGUUCAUGGGCAGAAGAAGUAUGACGAGAAUCUACUAUUCUCCGAUUUCAAUGAACAAAACCCUCCAAAUGGUGGACCACAUUCUCGGAAGUAUGAAGCACACGGUCACGACCAUACAUACGCCGAUCAUGGUGGGGAACAGGGCACGACGAAGAACACGAGGGGGACGUACACGUUUCUCCAGAAUCCAAAUGAUCGACUGGGACGAUACGAGAGCUCGGAUAGUGUUCCGGCGGAUCAGCUGGUGCGAUUUACGCCGAUCGGACACUAUGGGUAUAGUCCCUUGACGGCGGGGCGACCUGUGUCGCCGCCACGUCGCAUCCUGACCCCGGCCAGGUAUGCGGAGACGAAUCGGAUGGAGAGGGAGAAGAGUGAUGAGUUGAAGCAGAAGCAGAGAGGGUUCUGGGGGCCGGUGAGGGCGCUCUGGGUUUCUUUGCGGCGGUCUCGGUGA